This is a messenger RNA of Grosmannia clavigera kw1407, 3939 nucleotides long. Its product is annotated as WD repeat protein. Gene Ontology annotation, biological process: regulation of mitotic cell cycle; mitotic spindle organization. Gene Ontology annotation, molecular function: protein binding. Gene Ontology annotation, cellular component: mitotic spindle. The transcript has a single exon. NCBI's taxonomy places the organism in Eukaryota, Fungi, Ascomycota, Sordariomycetes, Ophiostomatales, Ophiostomataceae. Bases 1 to 3939 code for a protein of 1312 amino acids. The record is from RefSeq and is a predicted model, not a curated record.
AUGGCGUCCACUCCCUCUAACCGACUGAAGCUGACGCCGUCCAACUCGCCCUACAAGCAUCGUUUUCCCCGAUCGCCCAGCCGCGCCCAAACGUUUCGCGAUGCGUCUACAUCCCUGCCCGCCACCUCCCGACUCUCCUUGACGAGGGUGGUCGGGUCUACUUGCUGCUCGCCCACCGGCUUCGACACGGUGCACUCGUGCUUUGCCUACAUUGCCGGCGGUGCCGUCGUCGUCGUCGACGUGCACGGCAACCACUACCGGCAGCGCUUCUAUCGGGCACGGCCAUCGGCCGUGCCUGUCUACUCCGUCUCGCCCGUGUCACACGCUCCAUCGACGCCGACGGGCACGCCCAAGGCCAACGACAGCCGCAACCGGGCGGCGCCCAGCCACCACCGCGAGUCUGGCUUUGGGCUGUCAGACUGGGCCGACUCGCCAACAUCCGGCAAGACGUGGACGCAGCGCGAGCGCAUCAAAUCGGCGACCUGUCUCUCGCUGAGCCGUGACGGCCGGUUCUUGGCCGUCGGUGAGACCGGCUACGCCCCCCGCGUGCUCAUCUUCAGCCUCGACGACGCCUCGUCCGACAUCCCGCUCGUCUGCAUCAGCGAGCACAGCUUCGGCGUGACGGCCGUGGCCUGGUCGGCCGACUCGCGCUACCUCGCCUCGCUCGGCACGGCCAACGAUGGCUUUCUCUACCUCUGGAAGAUGGACCCGCGCACCGGCUCGGCCAAGCUGUUCCAGCAGAACCGCUGCACGUCGUACGUGCGCGGCAUGAUCUGGCUCGGCAGCACGACGUUGAUCACGUUUGGCAUGCGCCACAUCAAGGUCUGGCGCGUCGAAGAGGGCCUGUCGGUCAGCAGUGCCUCGCCCGGCAAGCCUGGCCGAUACACGCUCGACGGCAGCGUCUCGUCGCCCAUGUCCCAGCAGCAGCAGCACCAACAGCAGCAGAGCCAGUCGCAACACAAGACGCUGCCGGGCCGGAACAUUCUACUCGGUUCUCUGCUCGACGCCACGUUCAGCUGUGCUGCCAUGCUGGCAGUUGGCCGUGCGAUCAUCUGCUCCGAGGCGGGCGACGUCUGCCUGCUGGAGUCUGCCACGAAGCAGACGAAGCUCGUGCGGCUGCGGAAUGCUGGGUUCCCCGUGACAUGCGUGUGUGUCCGGGAGGGGAAGGUGUACGUUGGCGGGAAGUCGGACCAGUCGAUCGCAGUGGACCUGGUCGAGCUGCUGGCUGAGAGCGAGUGCCGGCAGGAAGGGGCCGGUUCUGUGGGCACGAGAUCGGAGACGGCGUCGCCGACGACGCAGAGCAGCAGCAGCCAAGUGUCUUCGGUCAAGUCGACAUGUUUGAACGAUGGCCUUGUGGCCAUGGGCUUUCUGACGGACCACGUGGUGACGGUGGACAUGAGCCGGUCGAUCGAGAUAUUUUCGGGGAUCGAGCACGUCCCCGGGACGGAUGCGGGAUCAGAGGUGACGCGGAUGCCGAUUCCCGGGCACGGAGAGCCAAUUUUGGGGGUACAGGCGCUGGGAGCACCGAACGCGGCCGACGCAGCGUUCUUCACCUGGUCGGCAUCGGGGACGGUGCUGUUGUGGGGGCUGGAGGGCGAGAUCAAGGCAUCAUUUCAGGUGCCGGUGGAGCAGACGGCAGGCGAGACGGAUCUGGACAUGGUCAACCAGCUGUCCGUGGUGCGGGCGACGGAAGGGGCCAAGCUUUUUGUGACGGCAGACCGGCGGGGAAUUCUGCGCGUGAUGGACUUUGCGACGCGGCAGUUUGUGCUGGAGACGAAGGCGCACGCGUCAGAGUGUCAGUCGAUCUCGAUCUACGAGGACGAGCGGCGGCUACUGCUGGCGUCGAGCGGACGCGACCGGACGGCACAGCUGUUCAGCCGGCAGCAGGACGGGACGGUGGCGCACCUGCAGACGCUCGAGUUCUCGGCCAAGGUGGUGCAGGUGGUGUUCACGGCAGACGACCGGGUGAUCACGUGCUCGUUUGACCGGACGAUGCAGGUGCACGAGCUGGUGUCGAAGGAGGGCGAGCCGGACGUGCUGGCGGCGAUUCCGGUGCGGGUGAUCACGCUCAAGGCGUCGCCAUCGUCGAUGGCGCUGGCGGCAGGGGGCAAGUCGGUGUACGUGUCGCUGCUGGACCGGACGGUGUGCCAGUACGACCUGGCGACGGGCAAGCUGAUGUCAUCGUUCAAGUGCAUCGACGAGGGCGGGGCCGAGACGGCACUGCUGGACUCGCUGAUCUACGGCAAGCAGGAGGCAGCCGUGGUGGCAACAGCGGGAAUGCUGAUGCCGGGUGGUGGAAGUGGAAGCAGCAGUGUGGUUGGUGGUCUGCCGAGCGAGGCAGCCUUUCUGCUGGGGCUGUCCAACACGGACAAGUCUGUGCGAAUCUACGACGCGCAGACGGGCUCGUUCCUGGACCGCGAAUGGGGCCACACGGAGGCGAUCAACGGGGUCGCGCUUAUCGACGACAAGGAGGAUGGUGGCGGUGCCGGAAAGGACGACAUGGGCGGCUGUCGGAAGGUAGUCAGCGUGGGGUCCGACGGCACGAUCAUGAUCUGGGCUCUAGACCUGCGGGAUCCGGUACGGCCGGGGACAUCGGGCAGUCGAGAGCCGUCGCCGCCCAAAGACGGUGGUGGCAGUGGCAGCGGGCUGUUGCCGACGUUGGCGCGGCCACCGCUGCGACGGGUGCUGUCCAAGGCGGAGCUGGCCGAGUUUCAGCGAACGGGCAGCAGCGAGAAGAAUGGCAGCGGCAGCGGCAGCACCAACGGCAGCGUCAGUGGCAAGCGGUCGCCGUCGCGGUCGCUCUCGCGCAAGACAUCUCGCUACAAUCUCUCGUCGAGCAGCGGGUCGACGCGGCCGCCGAUGCCGAUGCCGAUGCCGAUGCCGAUGCCGAUGCCGAUGCCGAUGCCGAUGCCGGGGAGCAGCACGGGCACGGCCAGCGACACGAUCACGGAGGACGCGAUGACGCGGCGGGCGUCAGCAGGCAGCGGGUCGGGGAGCCCACCGAUGGCGGUCAGUCCCAAGGCCAAGGUGCGGCGGCGGCCGUCGCUGCCGGCGAUGAGCACGAUGUCGGGGGUUGGUGGAAACGGAAACGGACGCAGCAGCAGCAGCCUAGCACGAAAGAAGCCGAGCAUGAGCAACCUGCGGGGGGCACAGGGACCGAGCAGUCUGAGCUCGGCGACAGAGCAGACAUGUCGGCAGCUGCGGACGUAUCGGAAGCGGCUGGCGGCGGCGACGACGACAGCGACGACGAGCGGCGAGCUGGUCUCGGCCGAGGCGCUGGCCGAGCUGGACCAGGAGCUGCGGCUGACGAUGGCGGCGCUCGGCGACCGGACGAUGCGCGACGGCAAGACGGCGACGAUGAUGCCGGUGAGCGAGCAGCUGGACGGACUGCUAGACGAGAAGCUGGAUGGACUGCUGGACGAGAAGCUGGACGAGAAGCUGGAGCGGCUGGUCGUGCUGCUGGACGAAAGGUGGCGGGUGCAGCAGGAGACAAAGGAGCGGGAGGAACGAGAGGAGCGAGAGGAGCGAGAGAGAGUGCGGCGAGAGGAAGAGCAACAGCAAGAGCGACAGCAAGAGCGACAGCAAGAGCGACAGAGAGAACGAGGGCAGAGACAACGGCAGCACCAGAAACAGCGACAGGCCCUCGCAGACAGGACGUCCAAGAACAAGAGGACACUGUCGGCACGGCGACGGGGACAAGGCCGACAUGGAAAUGGAGGAAAUGGAGAGAGUGGGAGUGGGAGUGUGAGCGAGAGCGUGAAUUUGAGUGAAAGUGGGAGUACUGGAAGUACGGCCAGUGUGGACAGUGCCAGCACCAACAGAGCCAACAGCACAGCCAAUGGCACAGGCAGCGACCAGACAACCGGCGACGACGACCACAGCAGCAACAGCAACAGCACAGACGACAGCAGCGAACCUAAAGCCGGCAACACAGGAUGA